UCUUCAUUACCUGGCGAAAAACAAUCUCUAUCGACCACCCCCACACUCACCAUGUCGUCGGCUGCUUGUAUCUUCUGCAAGAUUGUCAAGGGUGAUAUCCCUUCCUUCAAGCUCUUCGAGAGCGACAAGGUCUUUGCUUUCCUGGAUAUCCAGCCGCUCAGCCGUGGCCAUGCGCUCGUGAUCCCCAAGUUCCAUGGCGCAAAGCUCACCGAUAUUCCCGACGAUGACCUGCUCGAGAUCUUGCCCGUGGCAAAGAAGAUCGCCCUCGCGACCGGCGCCCAGGACUUCAAUAUCCUCCAGAACAACGGGCGCAUUGCGCACCAGGUGGUUGACCACGUUCACUUCCACAUGAUCCCCAAGCCCAACGAAAAGGAAGGUAUGAGCAUUGGUUGGCCUAACCAGGCUACUGAUAUGGACAAACUCAAGGCUCUGCACGAGGAGAUCAAGGCGAAGAUGUAA
Penicillium alfredii is the source of this 459-nucleotide messenger RNA. RefSeq names its product HIT family protein. Gene Ontology annotation, molecular function: catalytic activity. The annotation marks the transcript as partial. The record is from RefSeq and is a predicted model, not a curated record. Gene Ontology annotation, biological process: nucleotide metabolic process. NCBI's taxonomy places the organism in Eukaryota, Fungi, Ascomycota, Eurotiomycetes, Eurotiales, Aspergillaceae. The transcript is spliced from 5 exons.